AAUCUUUCUUUUUGACACAAACAUCUGAGAAGAAAAAUGAAAGAAAAAUCAUUACAUGUACACAAACAACGCAUCAUGCAAUAACACAAACAACAUUCAGAUACAGAACAAAACCUAAGAGAGACAAGCUUCAGAUCCUUGUUGGAUUCCCAUUUCUGUUCCUUAACAACAACAAACCUCCAUUUCCAAAUCCCUGUUUCUGUCUCUGUCCGUCCCUCUUGAAAAAAAGAAAAAAGAAAAGAAAAGAAACUGAAUAUUCUUCCUAUUUCUAUCUGUAUAUCUCUCUAGCUAUCAAAGUAUGUUGAUUGAAAGCAAAUUUUCAAUCUUUCUAUGAUACAAAGGCAGAGAGAGACAAAGUGUGAAUUGGUAGACAAGAAUAACAGUUACCCACGAAAAAGGGUUUCUUAAAAACCCAGCAAAAUUAAUGAUUUCUCUGGUUCCUCAACAGACACUGCUCUGUUUUGUGCAAUCGUUUAUUGGGGUUUCUUGAGCUUAUUCGAGGAAAGUUUUCUUCUUGGUGCAAUGUGGGUUCAAUUUUGUAGGUGAUUCCAUUGGAUCUUCAAAGGAAAGAGGAAAGGAAAUAAAUAAAUGGCUUUGUUUAGGAAGUUCUUCUUUAGAAAACCACCUGAUGGGCUUUUGGAGAUCUCUGAAAGGGUUUACGUCUUUGAUUGCUGCUAUUGUACGGACACUUUUGAAGAUGAAGAAUAUAAAGUGUACAUUGGAGGCAUAGUGGGUAAACUUCAUAACCAUUUGCCUGAUGCUUCAUUUAUGGUGUUUAAUUUCCGAGAGGGCGAUAACCAAAGCCAGAUUUCUAGCGUAUUGUCCGAAUUUGACAUGACUGUGAUGGACUAUCCCCGACACUAUGAAAGUUGCCCCAUACUCUCAAUGGAGAUGAUUCAUCACUUCUUACGGUCGAGUGAAAGCUGGCUGUCACUUGGGCAACAAAAUGUGGUCUUGAUGCAUUGCGAACGAGGUGGGUGGCCAGUUCUGGCUUUCAUGCUUGCUGCCUUAUUGCUAUAUGGGAAGCAGUUCACUGGUGAGCAGAGAACUCUAGACAUGAUUUAUAAGCAAGGGCCUCGAGAGCUUUUACAGCUGAUGUCCCCUAUUAAUCCAUUACCUUCGCAAUUGAGGUACUUACAGUAUGUAUCAAGGAGGAACGUGGGAACACAAUGGCCUCCUCUGGAUAGAGCACUUACAUUGGAUUGCAUUAUUCUUAGAUUAGUUCCUGGUAUGGAUACAGAGGGGGGUUGCAGGCCGAUAUUUAGGAUAUAUGGACAAGACCCUUUUAUGGCUGCUGAUAGGAAUCCUAAAGUUCUGUUCUCAACACCAAAAAGGAGCAGAUUCGUCCGGCAUUUCAAGCAGGCAGAAUGUGAAUUGGUUAAAAUAGACAUCCAUUGUCAUAUACAAGGUGAUAUUGUCAUGGAGUGUAUUUCCUUGGACAGUGAUCACGAAAGGGAACAGAUGAUGUUUCGGGUCAUGUUCAACACAGCCUUUAUAAGAUCAAAUAUCUUGAUGUUCAAUCGUGAUGAAAUUGACACGAUAUGGAAUGCAAAGGAUCAAUUUCCCAAGGACUUCAGAGCAGAGGUUCUUUUCUCAGAGAUGGAUUCUGCUACUUCAAUUGCUGCAAUUGAUUUGCCUGGUUUAGAAGAGAAAGAUGGCCUACCUAUGGAAGCGUUUGCAAGAGUGCAUGAGAUUUUCAGCAACGUGGACUGGCCAGAUACAAAAACUGAUGUAGCACAAAAUGCGCACCAGCAUAUCAUAGCACCCCAAGAAAAUUUGGACAGUUCUCCCCAGAUGGCAGAAAUAGGCAGUGUAUUGAUGGAAUCAACCCUUGUUAAAGUUCAAGAGAAAUUGAAACUAAAAGAAUCAGAAAACAAGACUCCAAGUCCCACUUCCAUUACCCCGAUGAAACAAUCUAUCCUCUCUUUUGAACCAUUUUCAGAUACAAAUUCAGUAAGAGAGGAGGCUGAACCUCAAGAACUAAAGGUUGCCCUCCAAUCUGUGCCCUCUAUAAAAUCAUCUCCUGAUGAAAAUUCAGCUGGGGAGAAGGUAGAACCCCAAGAACUGAAGGUUGCCCUCCAAUUUACGCCCUCUAUUAAGCCAUCUUCAGAUGAAAAUUCAACUCAAAAGAAGGUUGAACCACAAGAGCUCCAGGUUGCUCUCCAACUGUCAGCUCAAUCUAAGCUCAUAUCACAGCGAGUACCUCAGAGAUCGCACUCUUCUCCAGUUUCCUAUAGCAAUUCCUUGCAGGCCUCACCUGUGCCUAUGUCAAGAUACCAUGGUGCACCCUCUAACCUUGGCAUCACAGCUUUGUUGUAUGAUCAUGCUGCAUCUAAAGGCGAAGAAGUCGUUUGUCCAGUGACAGUAUCUCUACCUUCCUCUGCUAUAUCAUCUUCAGUCACAGGUGUACUUAAAAUUGCACCACUCAGUAAUGUGUCUUCUCUGAGGACACCACCACUUCCUACCCCAUUGCAAUCUUCAAUUGGAGCUCCUAAAACUACAGAAAAGCCUUCUCCAACAUGUCCUAUUCCUCCUCCUACUCAACCCAUUUCAAUUUCUUCUUCCGUCACAGAAUUAUCCAAACCUGCACAACUCAAUCAGGUGUCUACUCCGGGGACACCACCAUGCCCUCCUAACUCAUUCCAAUCAUCAAUUGAAACACAUCAAACUAUCAAAAAUUCUUUUGUUUCUUGUUCUAUUCCUGCUCAAUCUUUUUCCAAAGAAACAGAUUCUUUACUCAGUCAACAUCCUCAGGCAACAUCUGGCAGUAUUUACUCACCGUUGGUUCCUUCUCCUCUUCACUCUUCUCUUUCUGCCUCUUUGUCUCCUGUUAUCAAGAGUUCAUCUUCAGCUCCCCCAGCCCCUCCUCCACCCCCUUCUUUUUUAGGAGCACUUCCAUCUUCUGCUGACAGGAACUCGUAUCCAGCUCCCCCUCCUCUACCCCUGGGAAUGGCCUCUAAGGUUGCUAGCUCAGUUACUUCGCAGUCUGUGAAGAACUUGGCUGUUGGGCCCAGAUCACCACCACCACCUUCUCCUCCCCUACUUGCUGGAUCUGCUUUGGGUCCCACUAGUGCUCCUUCAGUGCCGCCGCCACCACCACCUCCUCCUCUGCAUUCUGGAUUUGCCUUGGGCCCCAGUACUGCUCCUUCAGUGCCACCACCACCACCUCCUCUGCAUUCUAGAUCUGCCUUGGGUCUCACUAGUGCUCCUUCAGUGCCACCACCACCACCUCCUCCUCAUAGCUCUGCUGUUUCUUCAUAUAACAAUGCCGCGCAUAUUCCUCCUGUGCCACCUCCUCCUGCUCCUUUGGCCAACGGGUUGUCAAGAACUAGCAGUGUCUCCUCACUAUCACAUGCUGGAGUUAGUAAUGGAAAUGUACCUUCAGUUCCUGGACCACCUUCUGGUGCUCCAUUUAGUGCAAAGGGGCGGGGCAUGUUUCGUAUAAAUUCAAAAAAUCAACCCAGAAAAGCCAACCUGAAACCUUAUCACUGGUUAAAAUUAACUAGGGCCGUGUCAGGCAGUUUAUGGGCUGAGGCGCAAAAAGCUGAUGAAGCUUCCAAGGCUCCAGAGUUUGACAUGUCAGAACUUGAGACUCUUUUCUCAGCAGCUGCUCCAAAUUCUGAUCGUGGGAGCACAGCAGGGAAAUCAAAUCGGCGCACCGUGGGACAUAAAUCUGAUAAAAUCCAGCUGAUUGAACUUAGACGGGCAUAUAAUUGUGAAAUCAUGCUUUCAAAGGUUAAAAUUCCUCUGCCAGAUCUGAUGAGUUCGGUUCUUGCUUUGGAUGAUACAGCAUUGGAUGUUGAUCAGGUUGAUAACCUUAUUAAGUUUUGUCCAACAAAAGAGGAGAUGGAAUUACUCAAGGGUUAUAAUGGAGAUAAAGAGAACCUGGGAAAAUGUGAACAGUUUUUCUUAGAAAUGAUGAAAGUGCCACGUGCAGAGUCAAAGCUAAGAGUUUUUUCGUUUAAGAUACAAUUCCAAUCCCAGGUUUCUGAUCUCAGAGGUAAUUUGAAUAUUGUAAAUUCGGCUUCUGAAGAGAUCAGGAGCUCAGCAAAGUUGAAAAGGAUCAUGCAAACAAUUCUUUCUCUUGGUAAUGCUCUCAACUUUGGUACUGCAAGGGGUUCUGCAGUUGGAUUUCGAAUGGAUAGUCUCCUCAAACUCACUGAUACACGAGCUCAAAACAACAAGAUGACUCUCAUGCAUUAUCUUUGUAAGGUACUUGCUGAAAAGCUUGCAGAACUGCUAGAUUUUCCAAAGGAUCUUGUGAGUUUGGAGGCUGCAACAAAAAUACAAUUGAAAUAUUUGGCAGAGGAAAUGCAAGCCGUUAGUAAAGGACUUGAGAAAGUUAUGCAGGAAUUGAGUGCUGCCGAGAAUGAUGGUUUGGUCUCAGAAAAUUUUUGCAAGAUUCUUAAGGAAUUCCUUGCUUUUGCUGAAAGUGAAGUGAGGUCUUUGGCUUGCCUUUAUUCCUGCGUGGGUAGAAAUGCGGAUGCACUGGCUCUUUAUUUUGGGGAAGAUCCGGCACGUUGCACAUUUGAGCAAGUUGUGUCCACUCUGCUCAAUUUUGUGAGGAUGUUUGUCCGAGCACAUGACGAAAACCUAAAACAACUUGAAUUGGAAAAGAAAAAAGCAGAAAAGGAGGCACAGAUUGAAAAGCCCAAGAUUGCUUCUCCCAGAAAACUGUCUGAAAACUUGGUACAGACACCCAUCAAAAGUGGGAGCAUCCAAUGAUCAAGUGCUAUAUUCUGCCAAUCCAACCAAAACCUGUUCUCGUAUAGAUAACAUCAUUGCAAAGCUGAGCUAAAAGGGAAAAACUAGAGCUCAAAUCUGGAGAGAAGUGUUUACCUCUGCAGCAAAAAUAAGAACUUAAAUGCAGGUGUACAAGGCAGGGACGGAUACUCUAUUUUUUGUGUGAGCAGAGAUGUCAGCGAUCUUCAAUGACCCCCUCGAUGAGUCCUCGACAGGUCGCAAGAUACCUUCAGAAUUUUGUAAAAAUCAGUUAAAAUUCGGUUAGCUAGAGAUGGCAGGAGCAUUGUUUGCUGUGUACAUUUUGAUGUACAGUGAUGUAAAUGUCUAUAUGUAGCCAUUGUUAAAUACUAUUAUUAUUCAUCAAGAGCCUCAUUUCUCAAGAAAAUGAAGAGGGUGAUUUAGUUUGUAA
Messenger RNA from Populus nigra (black poplar), 5152 nucleotides. Its product is annotated as formin-like protein 18. Lineage: Eukaryota; Viridiplantae; Streptophyta; Magnoliopsida; Malpighiales; Salicaceae. The transcript is spliced from 18 exons. Bases 589 to 4725 code for a protein of 1378 amino acids. The record is from RefSeq and is a predicted model, not a curated record.